AUGGCCCACCCAUCCGUCCAGCAGCCAGCCCUCCUCCCCAAAACACCAGCCAUCAGCAGAACGGCCCGGAAGGCCCAGCAGAGCAGGACUGUCGGCCCCAAAGCACACAAACCCUUCGAGAUCUACAUCGACCCAAACCAGCCAUCGGCCACCGAUGCUCACCCCCGCUCCUUCAAGCCCUCCAUCUCAGCCACCCCAGCUAACAGGAACAAGACCCUCGCAGCGGGGCCCUCGACGCGUAAACACGCGGGCAAGCCGCUGGAGGACAAGACGAACACGCUGCGCAAGAAGAAGCCCGUCGGCCAUCUCCUGCCCUCCGCCGGGCGUCUGGACGCGAAGCAGAGCGGCUCGCCCACUCUGACGACAGCCAAGCCGAAGGCCACGCCCCACCAUCAUCACGAGGCCACGAAGACGGCCGCCGGCAGGACCAGCCCGCCGACCACCAAGCUGCGGCUGCUCUACCGCACCCCAGCCACCGCCAAACGCGCCCCUCGUCCGCCCCAGCCCCUCUUCUCCUCCGGCGCCGAAGACAACGACGACGAGGAGUAUGAGCAGUCCCUCGAUGACCAACAACUCUCCCCCGUCCUGUCGGCCUUCCAGACCAACUUCACCCUCGAAAACGUCCCCGACGUCGAGUUCGGCCCGCCCUCUGCAACCAUUGAACAAGUCGAGCUUCCAAGCCCCGACGACCGCGUAGACUUCGGCGCCUUCCUCGGCGGCUUGCAGGACCACCUAGGGUCCGCAGCUGGCCCCGCCGUCGCGGGGGGGAACGCGCUGGAUGCCGAGGUGGCCCGGGUGGUGGCGGAGGACGGGCGGAAGGAGCUGUGGACGCGCGAACCAGAGUGUCGGAUGCCCUUGUUCGAAGAUGUGCAAGGGCUCGAAGGCUUGCAUUUGCCCCCGCCGCCGACUGCGAGACCGGCAUCCAAGGCGCGCCUCGGCCGCCCCGCAAGCUCGACGCGUCUGCUCCGGCCUGCCGUCGCCCGAACGACUCUUCCGCCAUCCCGGCCCCCUUCCGCCCCUCGCCCGCCCACCCUCCCCGCCCGUGCCACGCGCACACACGCCCCUCCCUCCUCCACCCACCCCGCAUCCUCCAAGCCUACCGUCUCCAAACCCGUCGUCUCCAAGCCCGCCGUCUCCAAGCCCGCCGUCUCCAAGCCCGCCGUGGCGCGCCCGCCGAUGGUGGCCCGCUUCCACGCCAUCCUCGACACGCUUGUCCGGCAGGAACAGGCGCUCGUCCUCGCCGACCUCGCACAAGAUAAGCUGCUGCUGGCUUCUGGAGCCGAGUGGGACGCGGGGCUCGACGACGUCGUGCUCGAUCUCUGA
Messenger RNA from Puccinia triticina, 1323 nucleotides. RefSeq lists its product as uncharacterized. The record is from RefSeq and is a predicted model, not a curated record. The coding region runs from base 1 to 1323 and encodes 440 amino acids. Lineage: Eukaryota; Fungi; Basidiomycota; Pucciniomycetes; Pucciniales; Pucciniaceae. The transcript has 4 exons.